GUCUGCUGCGCAAGCGCGGUAAAGUCGCAUUCCACACCCUGCUCGGCGGCAGUCUGCCUCAAACUUAGCUUUCCUUCACGGACACGGACGAAGUUUUUAUUGUUGAUUUUACUGGGGUUUUUUAGCACGCGGCAAGACGUAGACGGAGUUUUAUUGUAUCUGCAGCACGUUGUAGUGUGUUUUGUUGUCGUCACUGAAGAUGUCGAACGAAUGGCAGCAUGGGUUGUGCGGGUGUUUCGAUAACUUUGGUCUGUGUAUUAUCUCCUACUUCGUCCCGUGUUACCAGUUUGGAAGGAAUGCCGAAGCCGUGGGAGAAUCGUGUCUCAUGUGCGGUCUGCUCUUCUUGGUUCCGGUGCUAGACAUAAUAUUAGGUGCACACAUAAGAACGAAAGUUCGAGAGACUAAAGGCAUACCAGGCAGUUUCAUAGGCGACCUCGUUCUCUGGUUCUGCUGUCCGCUAUGUGCCUUAGUGCAGGAGGCGCAGGAAAUUCAAGAUAUUCGUCCAGCGGCCAUGGUGAUUUCGCGGGAAUAACAAAAUGUCGUCUGCAACUAGAUUAAGUUUCACACUCACCUGAAACUUUCGACACCAUAUGACGUGAAAAUUAUUAUGAAUGAAUUUGUUUUUCCACACAUCAGUUUGUAAACAAAUGGAAUUUUCCACGUCAAAGUUUUGAACUACAAUAUGCAACUCGAAGACAUUUUGUAUAAAGUAAUUAUGGAAAUAACAGUUUGAUCAUGAAUUUGGAUUUGCAUUAUAUAACAAAAUGACUAAAAUAUAUACAACUUUUGAAUAUGCUUUUGAAUAAAUUAUUUCUGGGAAUAUAAAGUUUAAUAUAAAAGUUGGAAGAUCGGUGAAGUACAUAGCAUGAUGGUUGAACUUGCAAUAUGACCUGACCGUUAUGGUCGAAUCUGGAAUUCAAUGUUUAUUACAGUCAAAAUAAGAAAAGGAAUUAAAGAAAAUAUCCCCUAAUUUGUAUAAGGAACUGACAUUUAUUAUGGUCCAAAAUGAAAUACAAACUAAUGGACAGAAUGGAACUGCUGUGUUUUAUAACUUUAACAUUGGGACAUUCACGUGUUUGUUGUCGAAAUUGAAAUACUCAAUCUCUGAUACAUAUAACAAAACUGGAAUAUGAAUUUAUGAUCAAAGUGGGAAUAAAAGUAGUUUGAUAUAAUCGAAAUUGGAACACGAACAUUGAUGUCUUAACGGGAAAACUACAUGUUUUGUUACGGUUGAAAUUAGUACAUGGACUUAUGGUGGUGUAAAUUGCAACAUGCACGCAUUUUGUUAUGGUUUAUAUUGGAAUAUGAACUCGUAGUGGUUUAAAAUGGAAUACGAAUUCAGCUGUCUGACAGGUUGGAAGUAUUCAAAUGGCUUUACAUGGUGCUUUUUAUAUUAAUUAUUGAAAUAUUUUGUUCUGUCUGUAUACGCACGUCUUGUUGAACGCUUGCAGGAAUCUAGCCCUACCCAGUAAGGGAUCAGUCGUGUUGAAACCAUCACAACACUUGGUGCUGUACAAAAGGCCUACAUUUACUAUUUCGUAAAGCUACCUCGGUUCUAGUUUUCACCGAUAUGCUUCUGUAUACCAGUGAAGAUAAAAUUGAUCAUGUUUAUUCUUAUUCAAAAUUUAAUAUACUUAUAAUCAAUUUUAAUAGUCGAUAUUUUGUUUCAAUGGAAACGUUAAUAUUUUGGUGUGUUGUGCACUCCCACCCUUCCACCCCCAAUAAGCGUGGAAGGGAAGUUACUCCAUAUUUGCUUGCAGAAUUAUUCCCUGGUGAAUAUGUGAAUAUGCGAAUGCUUUACUUGAUUGCAUAUACAUAUAUUGGCAACAUCUCAUUUGCUUUGGCACCAUACGACGUUCCCCGCCCCAAAGCCAUAAUAUAUGUUGUAUUAGGAGAGAAACGAGAAGGGUCGUUGUUAAUACACACUACCAGAGGUGGAAGGUCACUGAUAGCCUUUCUUGGGGAAACUACUCUGUUAAUGUCUGUCGUUCAGCUAAUUCAUGGUGGGUGAUCUCGUACCAGUGACUCGUCGACUCGCGAGCACCUACAGUUUUCCAGGGGACAUUAAAUGCAGUUUAGAGGUACUCCGUGGUUCAGGGGUUGAGCACUCCAGUAACCCCCGCACAAAACACGCCAUUUCGUCGUCCAUUAUCGAGGGAAACAGGUGAAAUUGGGGGUGGGGGUGGGUGGGGGGGGGGGUGGAGGUUGUAGAUGGGAAUACCAUUAUAUCAUACUGCAAGAGAAUUGCUCAAAAUAUUCACACCUUUGCAGCAUGGGGGCCGUAACACUGAGUUUUCAUGCCACGUACAGUUCUGAUUUAACUCGUGUUUAUGAUUGUAUCCAGCUGAUGUUCAAGCUCGCUGCCCUGAGCACUCAUCUCAAAUAUUCGUGCUGGGGUGUCGUUAAACAUCUAUUCUGUUCUAUUCUAUUCUAUUCAUUUCUAUUCAUCUCAAAUACCUGGGUUGCCUACUCACGAUACUCAUUUCAGCACACCGGCUGCGUUUACCGAUUAGCAGUAGUAGGUUACUGACGGAGAUCGAUCCCAGACCGACAGCGCAUCAAGCGAUCGCUUUACCACUGGGCGAUCGCUUUACCACUGGACUCUUUUUGACAAAGAUAAACCAGCACAAGACAGAGAUCAAUAGACAUAUGUGAUAGCCUAUCUGUCACACUUAUUCCCAGACGAGUGUCCAUCCCAGUAAUAAGUGUCAUUUAUCUUCUGUUUAUGUGUAAACGUUCGCCAAUAUGUACAUGAUACUCUAUUAACCCCUCCCCGACGUCCACCUUCCGUGUUCUUCCUACGACAGUGAUCAUACAAUUAUGCUAGUGUCAGUAUUUAGCCUGGUCUUGAUGGCGUAUCAAAAAUCGUCUCGGAGGGGAUUUAAGGGUAGAGUGAAUGUUGGAACUCAUCAAAAUCGACUGUCAAAGAAAAUGUUUUGGAUCUGAAGUACCUAUAUUUUAAAUGCAUUGUUCGUUUCAGCAUUAAGAUUUUCACGGUAAAAAUGAGUGGAAUUGUUUUAAAUAUGUGAAUACAAAGACACCCCUGCCCUCAACACGGAAAAAGCAAUAGCCCUAGGACCGCACCAGUAGGUCCAGUUUUUAUAACUCUAUGUCAGUUUGUUUGUAUGUAUGUGGUUUUUAUGCUAAUCAAUCUACUCGUAAAACUAGAUUGUAUUUUCAUACUGUAUAUAUGCCUGUCCUGCCUUAGUACUAUGAAUAAAAUAAGCCUUCUGUUA
This is a messenger RNA of Gigantopelta aegis, 3236 nucleotides long. RefSeq names its product cell number regulator 10-like. The transcript has a single exon. Lineage: Eukaryota; Metazoa; Mollusca; Gastropoda; Neomphalida; Peltospiridae. Bases 200 to 532 code for a protein of 110 amino acids. The record is from RefSeq and is a predicted model, not a curated record.